Molecule: messenger RNA, 4478 nt
Organism: Sesamum indicum (sesame)
Lineage: Eukaryota; Viridiplantae; Streptophyta; Magnoliopsida; Lamiales; Pedaliaceae
Source: RefSeq, a predicted model, not a curated record
CACAUCUUUUUGUCUCUGUCUCUCUCUCUCUCUCUCUCUCUCUGACACACACACACACUAAAAGUGUCUGGAGUUCCAAAGCGGGCACUAGCAGCACAUUGUCUUCUUUUGCCUUUUAGCUUCUGUGCUCUCUCAAGCUUUUGUCUACUUCUACUGCUACUGCCUACUGCUGCUUCACACAACAUGCGGGAGGAUUCCUACUUUGAUUUUUUCUUGUUAUUGUUUGAUUUUGAUACCCCUCUGUUUUGUUCUCCUCUUUUAGACAAACCACAAGCCUAAUACUUCUCGACCCCUCCUGCUGCUAUUACUAGUCUCAGUUUCCUCUCUGAAAAUGAAAUCCCUCCACUGUAUUUGAAGCCACUACCUUUCUACAAUUCUUGCCUAAAUUUGACUUCUCUUGUCAUAAUUACCAGCUUCAACUACUCGUGGGACUCCUAAAACAACUACUUGUUCCAUUGUUCUUGGCCUCUUUCUUUGUCUAGUGGUAUUGGUUCAGCUUUUGUUUGUUUUUAAAUAAGUUGGGAUUUGUGGAUUCAGAAGAACUCAAAAGGAAGCCCUUUUGUUGGAAUUCAUGGAAAUUGAUCUGAACCAUGCAAUGGGUGAGGUGGAUAAGAAUGCAUGUGCGAAUGGAGGAGAAUGUGACAAGGGGGAAGGUGGUAGCUGUGUUAGUUGCUGUUUGUCCACUUCCACUUCUUCUUGCUCUUCAAAUGCUCCCUCUGCCUCUUCCUCUUCUUGUUCAAUAUCUGCUUCUUCAUCAAUUCUCAUAGAGUUAUGGCAUGCUUGUGCUGGACCUCUCACCAGUUUGCCCAAGAAAGGGAAUUUGGUGGUCUAUUUCCCUCAAGGCCACUUGGAACAGUCUAACUCUGCAUCAUUUCCCCCUGUUGAAAUGCCCACUUUUGAUCUUCCUUCCAAGAUCCUUUGUAGAGUUGUGGAUGUUCAUCUACUUGCUAACAAGGAUAACGAUGAGGUCUACACUCAGUUGACUCUACUUCCUGUGCCAGAGCUAGAAGGUGUGAAGUUACAAGGUGAUGAGAAUGAAACCAAGGGGGUUGACGAGGAUGGGAGUGGAGUAGCGCCAGCAAAGUCAACUUCCCACAUGUUCUGCAAAACCCUCACUGCUUCAGACACCAGUACCCAUGGUGGAUUUUCUGUUCCCCGCAGAGCGGCUGAAGAUUGCUUUCCCCCUCUGGAUUAUAAACAGCAAAGGCCCUCCCAGGAACUCAUAGCCAAAGAUCUGCAUGGAGUGGAAUGGAAAUUCCGCCACAUAUACAGAGGCCAGCCAAGGCGACAUUUGCUUACCACCGGAUGGAGCAUUUUUGUCAGCCAAAAGAAUCUUGUAUCAGGGGAUGCAGUUCUGUUUCUCAGAGGCGAAGCUGGCAACUUGCAAUUGGGAAUUAGGAGAGCUGCUCGGCCUAGAAGUGGUCUACCGGAUUGCAUCAUUAAAAAUCAGAAUUCUUAUUUCAAUAUCCUCCCUCCAGUAGCGAAUGCAUUGUCAAGCAACAGCACAUUUCAUGUUUUCUAUAGCCCAAGGGCCAGUCGCCCUGAUUUUAUCAUCCCCUACCAAAAAUAUUUGAAGUGUGCCACUUCUCAGAUACCUGUUGGUACAAGAUUCAAGAUGAGAAUUGACUUGGAUGAUUCUCCAGAAAGAAGGUUCAGCGGAGUGGUGACUGGAGCCAGUGAUGCAGAUCCCUACAGAUGGCCGAACUCCAAAUGGAGAUGCCUGAUGGUUUGUUGGGAUGACGACAUCAUGAGCAACCACCAAGUGCGAGUUUCUCCAUGGGACAUUGAUUCUUCAGGUAAUUAUGCACCUGUGAGCAUUCUGACCUCCCCUGGAGUUAAGAGACUAAAAUCUAACCAGGAGCCAUCACCACAUGGCAACCCAAUCUCCGGAAGUGAUCAAAUUUUGGACUUUGAGGAGUCUUUAAGAUCCUCCAAGGUCUUGCAAGGUCAAGAAAAUAUAGGUUUACUAUCACCUAUCCAUGGAAGUGAUCGUAUAAACCGCCAGCUCCAUUUCGAAAUGCAACCUUUGGCACUCAAUCAUUUACAAAACAGGAUUGAAAAAUUAAAUUAUGGUGAGUUCAUGAAAAACCAGACUCCUGCCACUUUCACAGGCUUUUUGGAAUCCAAUUGGUUUCCGAAGGUCUUGCAAGGUCAAGAAAUUUGCUCUUUGAGAUCUCUGGCUGGGGAAACUGGUUGGAAUCUUGGUGCUCGCUCAACACCUGAACUGGGUUGCGAUGUUUACAACACACAUCAAAGGCCAUCAUUUACCUUGUAUCCUCUAGCUUCUCAAGGAGCUAGGAACAUUCCGUUUUCUCACACAGCUGGUCUCAAAGCUGGGCAAGGCCCUCUGGUGCUAUCUAAUAUUUCCAAUUUUCAAAUGGGAAAUCAUGUAUUAACCCCAACUUCCGUUCUGAGUGGGCCGACAACAGAUGUCAGUAGAGUGCCAAAUCACAGAAAUGAACCAUGGGUUCUUGAGAAGACAUCUGGACCUGCCAUUGCAUUGACGCAUCUCAGAAAUACAACUGACAAAGAUAACUCACAGGAGAAGGUCCCUAUCUGUAAACUAUUCGGGUAUUCCUUGACUGAAGAUCCUGCUAUAGUUAAUUCACACAGCGCGAAUAAGAGGAGCGUCACAAAGGUUCAUAAACAAGGUAGCUUGGUCUGGAGUGCCAUUGAUCUUUCAAGAUUGCACGGUUACAAUGACCUGCUAACUGAACUGGAAAGGUUGUUUAGCAUGGAAGGGCUAUUGCGAGAUCCAAACCAUGGAUGGCGCGUACUGUACACUGAUAGCGAGAACGACAUGAUGGUACUUGGUGACGAUCCAUGGCAUGAGUUCAUUGAGGAGGUCACCAAGAUCCAUAUAUACACACAAGAGGAAGUGGAGAAACUGACAGUUGGAGUGAAUAGCGAUGACACUCAAAGCUGUUUGGAAGAAGUGCCACAUGUAACUGAUGUGUAGAAGCCAUCUUCUGUGGGUCAGCUGAUUCUUUGAUCGCAAUUUUAAGCUCAGGUUGUUGAACUAUCAUGCUGGCUGUCCUGGUAUAUGUUACUAAAGUAAACUAUGGUUAAAUCUUCAUGCUGUAAGCUUAUGUUGUCUUUUUCCUUGGUCAAGACAGUUACAUGUUGGAGGAUUGUGUGAAUUAAUAUAUCUAAUCUAAAUGGUUAUUCCCAACUAUGUAGCGGAGAAUGCCAUCAGUAUGAAGAUUAUUGAAUUCUUGAGUUGAUCUCUGUCAAAUUGUUCCCUAUUUGUGGUAUCUAGAUGAGAAAUGAUAACUAGAAGUAGUACAAGGGUGUCAUGCAGCAGGUUGCUUUUAGGAUUUGUCUUUUGCUAGACUAUGAACGUGUAUAGAAAUAAUGGGAAACAAAAUUACAAGACACGUAUUUACAUAGUUCGGAUAAUUUUUGUAUGUCCUUGACUGCUCAAGAUUGAUUGUUUCUAGGUUGGCUUCGUGUGAAUUAUAAUUGAAGUUCAUUCACCAACUAUUUAUACUAAGGUAUUUAUAAGCAAUUGUAGUAUUACAAGUUUAUCCUGGGCAAAUUACGAGUUGGAUCUACUAUCAAUGGGUCUGAAUGCAUAAUACAGUAGAAACAAGGGUUUCUUUGGUUUUACCUCAUAUUACAUUGUCCUACUUUGUUCUAUACGUUAUUAAUAUUACAAGUACGAAAUAUUUAUUCAAACCUGAUGAAAUUUGUGAAAGCACAGGUUUAGCCUCACUAAGAUUUUAAUACUGAUUGGGGCAAUUGUAAUCCUUUGUAAUGUGAAAGAAGGAGGUGCAUGUUCUUUCUUUCUCGAGCAGUUUUUUUGUGCUCUAAACUCCUGAAAUAACUAUCCAGAUCAAACAUGAUCACACAGAAUUCUUCAAGUCCAUAACCAUUUCUAGAUCCCAAAAAUGGGGUGAAGCAAUCACAUUAUAAACUAGUCCUAGACUUCAGUAAAGAACUUGAUCACGAUAACAUCAAGCAUGGAAAUAAAGAAAGCAACCACAAACUAGCACUAAUAACUGGGCUUCUGUAAAGAUCGAGAUCAUGAUGGCAUUAAGCAUGAAAACAGAAGAUGGGUUAUUUACAGUCGGAACGCUUUUUCCGUUGUGGAUACUUGCAUAUAGGAGAGGAAUGGUAAAAUGUAACAUGCAAAAUGCUCAAGCCAUGCCACCUACUGAGAUACUACCAGAAUUGAGUUGUGGAUUUAGAACUACCACCACUCCUCCAAAUCUUGGUAAUAUUUUUUCAUCUGCAUCGAAUUUCUGAGUAGUCUAGAGUUCAUUUCUUUUGCAGCUGGAAGACAGAUAGUUAAGAUGCAGGAAAGGUAUCUGUUUAUCAAUAGGGAUAAAUGUGUCCUUUUCUUCUGUCGUCAAAGACGAGUUUUUACAGUUUACAUUGCAAGUAUAAAGAGCAUAAGAAGGCACGUACAUUUUGAGCAGCAGGGUGAGGCCAAGUGCAGGUGCCAUCAGAAGAAUGCUAAGAUCCUGUAAUCACAA